AUGGAUUCCGACACCGGCUCCACCUGCAGUCGCUCCUCGUCCCCAGACCUCACCGUUGACUCCAGCUUCUUCUCUGGCAAGGUGUUCCAGCAUGCAGUGAAAGCCUCCGACGGAUCCCCAUCUUCUUUGGGGAAAAUUCAGAACCGUCCAGAGGUCUCCAAAGCAGACCUUCAGGAGUUGCGCCUCAAGGUGAACAGCCGCGAGAGGAAACGCAUGCACGACCUCAACCAAGCCAUGGACGGCCUCCGCGAAGUCAUGCCGUAUGCCCAAGGCCCCUCAGUGCGUAAGCUGUCCAAGAUCUCCACCCUCCUUCUGGCACGCAACUACAUCCUCAUGCUCUCCAGUUCCUUGGAGGAGAUGAAGAAGCUAGUGGGCGAGGUGUACGGGUCCAGUGUGGCUCAAAACCAUGCCCCGAGGCCCGUCUUAGCUCCAUCCCUGCACCCUCUGGCCCAGUCCUUGCACUCCUUAGCAGGUGGAGCCACAGCCGUGAGCUCCACCCCCCUUCAGCACACCAGCAUGCACGCGGCUACAGCUCAAACUCCCCAUUCUCCUCCGUCAGCAGGAUAUCUGGGCUUCCACGCGCCACCAAUCCCAAGCUUACUGAAGGACCCGCUGCAUUUGGCCAGCUCGUACCGCCACUUCCCCGGCAUGCCGUGUCCGUGCUCCCUGUGCCAACCUUUACCCGUGUCUACCGCCAGCCUGCACGGCCUUUCCAUGAGCAAGUGA
Tachysurus vachellii is the source of this 726-nucleotide messenger RNA. RefSeq names its product oligodendrocyte transcription factor 4 (gene olig4). The transcript has a single exon. Lineage: Eukaryota; Metazoa; Chordata; Actinopteri; Siluriformes; Bagridae. The record is from RefSeq and is a predicted model, not a curated record. The coding region runs from base 1 to 726 and encodes 241 amino acids. Gene Ontology annotation, molecular function: protein dimerization activity.